GGAGGUUUUUUGGGGGUCCCGGGAGGUUUUGGGGGGCUCGGGGAGGGUCCCCAGGAGCAGCCAUGAACCGGGAGGAGCUCACGUACCUGUCCGUGCUGCUGGGCUCCAUCCCCGUGGGCUUCGUGCUCAAGGAUCGCGGCCCCCGCUGCCGGCAGCUCGGGGGGGCGGCGCUGGGGGCGGGGCUGGCUCUGCUCACCUGCGGCCCCCACGUGCUGCACUCGCUGGGCACCGUGCUGGGCACCUGGGCCAUCCUCGGCCUCCUGCCCAGGUACUGUGGGGGUGCCACCCUGGCCUGGGCCUUCGGGUACCUCCUGUUCUUCAGAACCCCCUGGGUCUGGGGGCUGCCUGAGCCCCCUCCCUACGCCAAUGCCCUGCAGCUCCUCAUCACCCUCAAGAUGGUCAGCCUGGCCUGUGACGCGCAAGAGCUGCGGGAGGCGGGGCUAAAGGGGGUGACGUCAGAGGAGACGCGGCUGAUGAUUGGCUCGCUGCGGCGCGUGCCCAGUUUGAUUGACAUCCUGUGCUACAGCUACUGUUACCUGGGGCUGCUGACAGGUCCCUUUUACCGCCUGGGCACUCACCUGGACUGGGUGUGGGGUCCCCCCGCGCCGCCCGCGCUGCGCCGGCUCCUGUCCCACGUGCGCUGGGCGCCGCUGCUGGGAGCGCUGGGGGUGCUGGUGAGCCGGGCCUGGCCCGCCCAGGCCGUGCUGGAGCCGCAGUUCCUGGCCCGGCCCUGGCUGGCCAGGCUGGCUCACAUGGUGCCCGUGUUCCUGGCCCUGCGCCUGCGCCUCUACGUGGGAUGGCUCUGCGCCGAGGGCGGCUGCGUGGCCGCGGGGCUGGGGGCGUACCCCAGAUCUGCCAGGGCCAGGCCAGGGCAGGGACCCACAGUGCAGUGGGAGCGCCCCAAAACGUGUGCUGAGCUGCCCCCAGAGCUCUGGGAUUUCGAGUCCAUCCGCACCGUGGAUCCCUGGGGCACCGAGGUCGGCCGGCGCUUCCGGGGGGGGCUGAGGCGCUGGAACAUGACGGUGCAGUGGUGGCUGGCGGCCUACGUGCACCGCAGGGGGCCCCGCCACUACCCCCUGCUCAGGAACGCCUGGACCAUGCUGGCCUCAGCUUACUGGCACGGCCUGCACGGGGGGCAGCACUUGGCCUUCCUCACCGUGCCGCUCUGGCUGGCGGCCGAGGCGGCGGCCGAGGCGGCUCUGGGCCGACAUUUCGGCGUUCCCCUGGAGCAGCUGGGAGGAUGGAAAGGCUCCUUGCUGAGGGGAGGGCAGUGGUUCCUCAAGAUGAGGGCGUUCGAGUACCUGAGCAUGGGGUUUGUGUUGAGAGAAGCGGCGGCCACGCUGCGCUUCUGGGCCUCGGUGCAUUUCUGCCUCCAUCUUGUGCCGCUCCUCAUCCUCAUGGCGGCCGCCGCCUCAGGGAAAAUGGCGGCCGAAGGGCGGGAAAAAGGGCGGGAAAAGGGGCGGGGAAAAGGGCGGGAAAAGGAGCGUGAGGGAGAGGAGGAGGAGGGGGGGGAGGAAGGGGGAGCGGGGGAUGCGCAGAUUGACUCAAAUACAUCUAAAAUGGAGCCGAAUAUCAAAAAUGGAUCCAAAUUCGCCUUAACUGACCUGAUCCUGCAGGAUGCCCGAGGCCCUGAGGUGAAUCUUUUGAGGAAAAUGGCGCAAAUCCUGGAAUGA
Catharus ustulatus (Swainson's thrush) is the source of this 1673-nucleotide messenger RNA. It is a transcript of the gene MBOAT7, whose product is annotated as membrane bound O-acyltransferase domain containing 7. The transcript is spliced from 8 exons. The record is from RefSeq and is a predicted model, not a curated record. Gene Ontology annotation, cellular component: membrane; mitochondria-associated endoplasmic reticulum membrane contact site. Gene Ontology annotation, biological process: phosphatidylinositol biosynthetic process; lipid modification. Lineage: Eukaryota; Metazoa; Chordata; Aves; Passeriformes; Turdidae. The coding region runs from base 63 to 1673 and encodes 536 amino acids. Gene Ontology annotation, molecular function: lysophospholipid acyltransferase activity.